GCGUAGAGUGAGUGAGUGAAAUUUCCUGCAUCGCCGUCGUCUUGGUCGCGGUGAUAGAGGAGGAAGCUGAUCGCGUGCUGCUGCUAUUGUUUGUGUUCGACUAUUGAAACAAUUGUGCCGCUGUGGGUGAAACCUUCAGCCAUCGGAAGCCGUAGUGCAACGAAAGAUGUCGACCAGUGCUGGUUCGAGUAGCACUGCCGGAAGCGCUGCCGCCGGAGGUGAUGGCGGCGGCGGAGGCAGCAGCAGUAGCAACGGGGGACGCCGCAACGGCAACGGAAACAGCAGCGGAAGCACCACCCCGGAGACGCCGGCCGCACCCAAGCCAGAGACCAAGGAAACCAAGUCCAAUCCGAAGAUCUCAAAGGCGCUGGGCACGUCCGCCAAACGGAUCCAGAAGGAGCUGGCCGAAAUCACACUGGAUCCACCGCCAAACUGCAGUGCCGGUCCCAAGGGGGACAACCUGUACGAGUGGGUCUCCACCAUCCUGGGGCCGCCCGGGUCCGUCUACGAGGGCGGCGUGUUCUUCCUGGACAUCCACUUCUCGCCCGAGUAUCCGUUCAAACCCCCCAAGGUCACAUUCAGAACGCGGAUAUAUCACUGCAAUAUCAACAGCCAGGGCGUGAUCUGCCUGGACAUCCUCAAGGACAACUGGUCGCCGGCGCUGACCAUCUCAAAGGUGCUGCUCUCCAUUUGUUCGCUUCUAACAGACUGCAAUCCAGCCGAUCCACUGGUUGGAAGUAUUGCCACACAAUAUCUGCAAAAUCGAGAAGAGCAUGACCGGAUUGCUCGCCUGUGGACUAAGCGAUAUGCUACGUGAUUUCCUAACUCAGACGUUCUGUAUAUUUUUUAUGUGAAAAUCAGUAAUAUUUAUAAAUCUAUCCGUAACGAAGGAAACAUACUACAACUAACUAUAUAAAGAAAUAAAAAGAAGGAAUAAUAAAAUAGUAGACAGAACACACACACACAGCUAAAACGUUCAGACAUGAAUAAACAUCAGAAUCCACACAGAGUUAAGACAGUGCGCGCUGCUGCAAAGAGUUAGUGAGACAUUUAUUUAACUUCAAAUCCCCCCACUUUCCACAUUUCUGUCCCUACUCUCCCCCUCGGAACCGAAAACACACUCGCAGAGAACUUCCUUCUUGAAAACGAAACCUCGUGGUCGCGCGCUCGGGUUGUUGAUCAACUCAUCCGCAUACACACUUUACUCACUGAAAAGAACUGUUUUUUUUCCUAAAACUCUUUGCGUAUAAUUUUUAAAGAAAAACUUCAAGCGUAGUUAUUGAUUAGAGAACGAUAAUUAAUUAAUUGCUUAGGAUUUAAAAUGAAGGAACCGUCGGAAAAUACACCAUUUUCUCUCACAAGACUCGAGAAUUCCUGCUGGAAACACGAUUUAUUUUUUAAAUUUCUCAUUGAAGUUAGCCAACUAGAGAGACGGAAUUAGGUUAAUUCUUCCUUCCAUCAUAAAAAUAAAAACAAAUGCAAAUGUUUUCUGAGCGAUCGGUCCCUUCUCUCGGUGCUUGCAACAAUAAAACAAAACAAACAAAAAAUGUGAUUGAGGUGGACUAUGGAUGCCGAGAAGACUGACAUGCGGUCACCCCUAAUAAUUGCACGAGAUCUCAGAGACGUGAAGGAAGGCAGCCAAACUGAUCGACUUUCUCAGAAAAUAUGAACCGCCUGAACACAAUUUCUCUUAUUUUCCUAUCAUUACGGACCUUUAUAAAUUUCUCUCAUAAAUUGAUUUUUCCCUAAAAUAAAAUUGAAAAAAAAAAACAUCAGACCGAAUCGCUGAGGUUAAGAUCGGAAUCGGAUUGUGGAAUAAUGUGAUAUGUAAAGACGAAUUGAGAGCUACUACAGAACAAAAACUAAAAAGAAAACAAAACUCAUAAACAAACGUGGAAAUCCCCAUCUUUUCACAUAAAUUGACAGAAGUUUAGAACACAAAUCCAUACAAAAAAAAAAAAAAAAAAACAAUAGUCCACACGUUUUCUUGUGUUGAUUUUUCUUCCUUCGUACAAAUAAACCACGCCCCCAACUCUACUCCUCCUCUCCAACCUCUCUCUCAAGAGAAAACUACGCGAGCAAAUUGGUUGUUCGGCCGAGAGCAACUGCAGGAGAGAGCAAAGAAGAAAACAAAAAAAAAAUAGCGUUGGAGGAAAUCGGGAAUGCAAACAGCCGUAAUUGAAAAAAAUAUUUAAACUAUACAGAUAAUAAAAAGCAGUAAAUGUGUAUCAA
Molecule: messenger RNA, 2232 nt
Organism: Culex pipiens pallens (northern house mosquito)
Lineage: Eukaryota; Metazoa; Arthropoda; Insecta; Diptera; Culicidae
Gene: Ubc2
Product: ubiquitin-conjugating enzyme E2 E1
Exons: 5
Coding region: 167-817 (216 amino acids)
Biological process (GO): protein polyubiquitination
Cellular component (GO): nucleus
Molecular function (GO): ubiquitin conjugating enzyme activity
Source: RefSeq, a predicted model, not a curated record